UUCAUUUUAUUAAUUAGGAAGAAAGAGAGAGUAUCAAUAAAAGAAAUGACACUUUUAAAAAUCUAAAAAUGAUUAAAUUUGUUGUUACGCAAAUAUACAGAAAAAAAUCUCUUAUCCAACACACCGCUUGCUCCAUUUCGGGAGAGUCGGAGAGCCAACGCAAUACAAAAACAAAAUGAAACGCUCUCACCAAUCGUCGUCGUUGCGUGCCUGUAGUGGCGUACGCGCUUAUACGCAAGGGGAUGAAGUGGUGUGCUUUGUCUGUGAUUCUCCUCAACCACACCAUCACUUUCGCAUGCUUUCGAAAAGUUUCGAACCCAAGCAAAUGCGGCGACGACGAUGGUAAUUACGUUUUCUAUGUACAACUCCAAGAGUCCAAGUCCAAGUCUGAUCGCAUCCAACACACAGAGCCGCGCAUCAGGAAACUCUCACUCUCGCGGGCUCUCUCACGUCCCGUGUUCGACGGUGUGCGCGAGGGGCGAACCUUCACGACCGUCGUGCCGUGUCGUGUGGUGAGGCGUAGCAGUGUUCGCCGCUUCCACAAGUCCGUCCGUCGCUUUUAGUAUAUGUUUGUCCGUCAUGCGGUAGAGUUGCGAGUCGUGUUGUCGCGUCGUGGCCUCCACCAACCAACCAAACAACCAAAUCAAAUCAAUUCCGAAUCGUCUCGUACCGCACAAGUGAGUGAGGAUAAGUGUGUAAUAGAGAGCAACCAACAAACAAGUUGAAGGCAAAGAAAACUACUCGACUACGACGUCGACGCGCGCGGAGCCAUCAGCCAGCAGCAGCAGCAGGGCAGUAGUGUGUUGUUACAAAUUGUGGAACCGUGUCCCUUCCUCGCGGCAACGACCGAGAUUUUUGUUAUUGCGAAGGGAAAGAAUCGUGAUUUUUUUUUAAGUGCGUAACACAAUAACAAGCAGCGGGCGGCGAGGUGUGAAACAAUCGCGCCAGUGAGUGACCUCUGACCUCGUCGUCGUCGUCGUAUCGCACAGUCGAUGGUCCGCCGCGUGAGUGGUAUAACGAGACGUCGCGCGCGCGGGUGAAAGCGAAACAAUAGAGCCAGCGGGAGGAACGGGUGAGAGUUUGUUGACAACGUACAACGUACGCGACUCGCGUGAUACAUCAGUGCAAGGCCUAAACAGUGACGGAUUUCAACUAUUGUUUUUUUCGGGGGGUCGUGGGUGACGCCUGCAGAAGGAUAGCAGCUGUCGUCACAAAGUGAAGCGACCGAAGCGUGGGAGUGGUGGUGUGAAAGUUGGUGCAUCCUAGACCGGGAACUGCAGUGCAGCGGUCGCUCUAGGAUCCGCUAGAACCAAUACAGAAGAGGAAAAGGGAAAAGUGUUGGAACGAAGUUGUACAAACGAGAAACCAAGCGCUGAACGGCGACGGCACAAACAAGGAAGCGGAGUGGAAGACGACGACGAAGAAGAAGAGGAUAGAUUGAAUCGCCAGAAGUGCAUUCCGGUUGGAAAAUAGUGUGCCGUUUGUUGAGGUAGUGGAUGCAUGUGGUACAAUGACCUGCAUUUAGUGAGAAUUAUUCCACUCGGAGUGUGAGAGUGUGGGAUCGUCGGUGAUGGUGCAGGGUUGACAGAGAGCGUCUAGCCCGUCGUGUGAGAGAUACCUAGAUGGUUAAGUUUCAAGUUCAGUAGUUACAAGAUUGAAGAUUCUAUUGUGCAACUAUUUUGUACGAACGUUGUUGAUUAGCUGUGUCGGAACAGGAGGUGAAACAAAACGUGCACUCAGUAUCAGUCACAGCCCAGUAUGCGCGGAGUCUCCGGAUCGAUUCAGAGUGGAAGCGUCGCCGGAAGCAGCAUGCUGAAUCGGUCGGAGAAGGGCGUAGUCUACGUUGGAUCAGCUGAGCGACGGUGCAAUCUACAGCAACAGCAGCAGCAACAUCAGCCGUACUGGCUAGUGUGACUUGUGAACUACGCCGCGAGCGAUAGAGACGUGCAGUUCAGGAUUGAGGUGGAUUUAGUGAAUUGUUUCGGUGACCUGGAGUUACACGGUGAGGCCUUUGCGCGGAAGAGCUUACAGGGAUACAGUGCGUGUUACAUUGCCUAGAUAUAGAGUCUAUACUUUGUUGCCGAACCUUCAGAGUUCGUAGUUGAGUUUAUUGUGAGCGCGCGCGAGAGAGAAAGUGGUGGGAGUGUUGAGUUUUAUCUACGGGGCUAGGAAGACUACAGUGCAGCUAGAGCAAAAUGAUGAAAAGAAGAUGGUCCAACAAUGGUGGCUUCACGGCGCUCCGGAUGCUGGACGACAGCAGUUCGGAGGUGACGUCGUCUUCGGCCGCCCUCGGUAUGACCAUGUCGCCCAACUCGCUCGGGUCGCCCAACUACGAUGAACUGGAACUGUGGAGUUCGUACGAAGACAACGCCUACAACGGCCACUCGGUCCUAUCGAAUGGGAACAACAACCUGGGAGGUUGCGGAGCGGCCAACAACCUGCUGAUGAACGGCAUCGUCGGCAACAACAACCUCAACGGAAUGAUGAACAUGGCCGGCCAAGCGGUCCAAGCCAACGGGAACAACAUUCAGCACAUCGUCGGCAACCUGAUCAACGGCAUGAACCAGAACCAGACGCUGAUGGCGCCGCUGCCGUCGAUCAUCCACAAUACCCUCAUGAACACCCCGCGGAGCGAAUCCGUCAACUCCAUUUCGUCAGGUCGUGAGGAUCUAUCGCCUUCCAGCAGUCUCAAUGGCUACACACCGGACGGCAGCGACCCCAAGAAGCAGAAGAAGGGACCGACCCCGCGGCAACAGGAGGAACUGUGUCUGGUGUGCGGCGAUCGGGCGUCCGGUUAUCACUACAAUGCCCUCACCUGCGAGGGUUGUAAAGGUUUCUUCCGACGGAGCGUCACCAAGAAUGCGGUGUACUGCUGCAAGUUCGGCCACGCCUGCGAGAUGGACAUGUACAUGCGGCGGAAGUGCCAGGAGUGCCGGCUCAAGAAGUGCCUGGCCGUCGGGAUGCGGCCGGAGUGCGUCGUGCCGGAGAACCAGUGCGCCAUCAAGCGGAAGGAGAAGAAAGCCCAGAAGGAGAAGGACAAGGUGCAAACGAACGCCACCGUCAGUACAACGAACAGCACCUACCGGUCGGAGAUCCUGCCGAUCCUGAUGAAAUGUGAUCCACCGCCGCACCAAGCGAUACCUCUACUACCGGAAAAGCUCCUGCAGGAGAAUAGGCUAAGAAACAUACCUCUGCUGACGGCGAACCAGAUGGCCGUCAUCUACAAACUCAUCUGGUACCAGGACGGCUACGAGCAGCCCUCGGAGGAAGAUCUCAAAAGGAUAAUGAUCGGUUCACCCAACGAGGAGGAAGAUCAACAUGACGUGCACUUCCGGCACAUAACGGAAAUCACAAUCCUAACAGUACAACUAAUCGUGGAGUUCGCCAAGGGACUGCCAGCAUUUACCAAGAUUCCACAGGAGGACCAGAUCACGCUGCUGAAGGCCUGCUCGAGCGAGGUCAUGAUGCUGCGGAUGGCCCGCCGCUACGACGCUGCCACCGACUCCAUCCUGUUCGCGAACAACCGAUCGUACACGCGGGACUCCUACCGGAUGGCCGGCAUGGCGGACACGAUAGAGGACCUGCUGCACUUCUGCCGGCAGAUGUUCUCCCUCACGGUGGACAACGUCGAGUACGCCCUCCUGACGGCGAUCGUCAUCUUCUCGGACCGGCCCGGCCUGGAGCAGGCCGAGCUGGUCGAGCACAUCCAGAGCUACUACAUCGACACGCUGCGGAUCUACAUCCUGAAUAGGCAUGCGGGCGAUCCCAAGUGCAGUGUGAUAUUCGCCAAGCUGCUGUCGAUCCUGACCGAACUGCGGACGCUCGGCAACCAGAACUCGGAGAUGUGCUUCUCGCUCAAGCUGAAGAACCGCAAACUGCCACGGUUCCUGGAGGAGAUCUGGGACGUCCAGGACAUACCGCCCUCAAUGCAGGCCCAGAUGCACAGCCAUGGCACCCCCCAGUCCUCGUCCUCCAGCAGUAGCAGUAGCAGCAGUAGUAGUAGUAACGGUAGUAGUAAUGGUAAUAGUAAUAGUAACGGGCCGCAUCCGCAUCCGCACGGGCAGCAAUUAACGCCAAAUCAGCAGCAGCCGCCGCACCCACAGCAGCAGCAGCAGCAGCACAGUCAGUUACAGCAAGUUCACGCCAACGGCAGCGGAAGUGGUGGUGCCAGUAGCAACAAUAGCAGUAGUAGUGGGGGGCUCGGCGUCCCGGUUGGCCUCGGCGGCGGCGGCGGCGUCCUCGACCAGGUAUAGCUAGGAUAGGAUACGGUUUCCGGGCCGCCGGUUUCCAUUCCACUGCUGGCGGCCGCCAGCGAAACCCUGUCGCCGUCGUCACCGGCUUUCCCCGGAGCGGACGACCUUCUGUUCAUUGUCGAAGGCUAGAUCGGAACGGGGCGCGAGACGACAGAUGUUAA
This is a messenger RNA of Aedes albopictus (Asian tiger mosquito), 4414 nucleotides long. Its product is annotated as ecdysone receptor. The transcript has 7 exons. Gene Ontology annotation, molecular function: zinc ion binding; nuclear receptor activity; RNA polymerase II cis-regulatory region sequence-specific DNA binding. Lineage: Eukaryota; Metazoa; Arthropoda; Insecta; Diptera; Culicidae. The record is from RefSeq and is a predicted model, not a curated record. Gene Ontology annotation, cellular component: nucleus. Gene Ontology annotation, biological process: cell differentiation; ecdysone receptor signaling pathway; positive regulation of transcription by RNA polymerase II. Bases 2196 to 4253 code for a protein of 685 amino acids.